Messenger RNA from Mizuhopecten yessoensis (Yesso scallop), 864 nucleotides. RefSeq lists its product as uncharacterized. NCBI's taxonomy places the organism in Eukaryota, Metazoa, Mollusca, Bivalvia, Pectinida, Pectinidae. Gene Ontology annotation, biological process: DNA integration. The record is from RefSeq and is a predicted model, not a curated record. The transcript has 2 exons. Gene Ontology annotation, molecular function: nucleic acid binding. Bases 1 to 864 code for a protein of 287 amino acids.
AUGAUACAGGAACUGUACCAAGUGCUGGGGAUCAAAGGUAUAACAACAUCGCCUUAUCAUCCACAAGCUAACGGGAAAGUGGAGAGAUUUAAUUCAACUCUCAAAGCUGUGUUAAAAAAGCUCUGCACAUCAAAUGAAGAGGCAUGGGAUGAACUUUUGCCAUAUGCAUUGUUCGCAUAUAGGGAGGUACAACACGAGGAGACAGGAUUCAAUCCAUUCGAAAUGCUUUAUGGUUGGCCAGUAAGGGGACCAUUACAAAUUUUAGAGCAAACCAUGCCACGAAAAGGCGAAGUUAAGAAAUCUGCAAUUGAUCACAUUGUUCAAAUACGAGAAAGGCUCAAAAUGAUCACAGAUACGGUACGUGAAAACCUGUCCAUCAAACGGCAGAAGAUAAAACAGUGGUACGACAGGAACGCCACUACACGGGAGCGUAGACCUGGUGACGAAGUUCUGUUAUUACUGCCGUCUGACAGUUCGAAAAUGGUGGCACAAUGGAAAGGACAGUACAGAGUGAUAAGGAAAGUCAAUGGCGUUAACUAUGAGGUUAAUGUUGUUGGACGUCGUAAGCGAGUGGUUUACCAUAUCAAUCUGUUGCGUAAAUACAACAGAGCUGCUCAACAUGUCAUGUUUGUCCAGAAACGUGAUCUGGAUAUUGAGAUUGGCAAGAAUUUGGACAAAUCACAACGCCAGGAGACUGAUGCCAGCAAUGAAGCCAUUGAAGCUGUCCUUAGUCAGGUCAUUAACGGCGAGGAACACCCGAAUGCUUACAUCAGCAGGAAGUUGUUACCACGAGAACAGAACAAUUCUACUGUAGAGAAGGAAUGUUUAGCCAUUGUGUGGAGUGUUGAAUCGUUUGCGGGGUAA